AUGGAACAAAAGUCAUGGAGCGAACUAACGGCUCCCCUGAAAAGCAGCACAGUAGAUUCAGAAUGUUCAAUUGGCAUCAUAUCUUCACAAGAAAGCUUACAGGAAAUGGACUUCACAACUCAGCCUUACACAGUCCAGAGGUAUAUACGACCUCAAGAUAACUAUAUAUUUGAAGAUGAAGGCAGCAGUGAUUUCACACUCCUUGGUGAAACAGGACUUGGUGUCAUGGAAAAUCUAAGUAUCAAAUUAAAGGUUAUUGGUCAUCUAUUUGACAUAAUGUCUGGUCAAUCUGAAGUUGACCAUCCUCUGUGUGAGGAGUGUACAGACACUUUGCUCGACCAACUGGAUCUCCAGUUAGAUUUUACAGAAAAAGAAUGCAAACAAUACAAUGAUUUCCUGAACAACAUGGACACAGAUGAAGAGACUGUUGACUUGAAAACAUUGGAUGAUGAGUUGAGAAAAUUGCAGAUUGAGGAAAAGGAUUUGCGGGAACAGUUAGAAAAAGUUGAGACUGAACGAGCUGAGUUAUCAAACCUUAUACAAAAGGAGAAAGAAACUGCCAAGCAAUUGGAUCAAGAGGAAGAGAAGUACUGGCAUGAGUAUAAUCAAUUGAAACGAGAUCUUCAUCAGUUUGAAGAUGAACAAAGAAGUGUCCAGUUGCAGUUACGUUAUGCACAAAGCCAACUGGAAAAAUUGACCAAAACCAACGUCUUUAAUGCUACAUUCCAUAUAUGGCACAAUGGCCAUUUUGUGACCAUCAAUAACUUUCGACUUGGACGUCUACCAAAUGCACAGGUUGAUUGGAAUGAAAUCAAUGCUGCUUGGGGCCAGACUGUUUUGUUGCUUCAUGCAUUGGCAAAGAAGAUGAACCUUAAAUUCACACAAUACCGAUUGGUUCCUUAUGGAAAUCAUUCCUAUCUUGAAUCCCUCACAGACAAAAGCAAAGAACUGCCACUUUAUGGUUCAGGAGGAUUCCGAUUCUUUUGGGAUACCAAGUUUGAUCAAGCAAUGGUUGCCUUCCUAGAAUGUCUUCAAGAGUUUAAAGAAGAAGUUGAGAAAGUCGACCCCAGUUUUUGUUUGCCAUACAAAAUGGAAAAGGGACGAAUUGAAGAUGUCAGCACAGACACAUCUUAUUCUAUCAAGAUCCAGUUCAAUUCGGAGGAGCAAUGGACAAAGGCUCUGAAAUAUAUGAUGACUAAUCUGAGAUGGGCUCGCACACCCUGCAGCACGCUCUCAGGACUCAAAAUUGACAAAAUCAGCUCACCGUAUAACCGGGAUACUCGGGUCCGGGUUCUGGUUCGGGUAAAUGUUCCGGAUAUUCGUGAUGAUAAGCGGCAGCCCUUUGUCCACUGUUAUUUAACCGGAAAACAACGCCAGUGUCAGCAGGUAAAAUUACCACAGGAGGUUUCUACUGAUAGAAACUUCCAGAGAGCUAUGUCCAGAAAACACAAACUUUACAAGAUUCCCGCCAAACAGCCUGCAAUUAUUCAACAAGUUACCAAAUCUGGUUUCUUUGUGGAUAUAACAUUUGAAUUCUUGCAGCAGAAUUGCCAGAAUGAAGAAGAUGGCAAGAAAGAAAUGGACCAAUUGCUUGGGCUUUGUUUGGGCAAUCUUCAUAUAAGAAAUGUUGGACAAAUUGGUGAUUGGUGCCCAAAUUUACUGGUCUGCAGUUUGCCAAAUAACCACUUGACAAACAUCUCUGCCUUCUAUAACUGUGUUAAUCUGAUCAAACUUGACAUUCACGGAAAUCAGUUGUCCUCUAUUCCUGAUGAAAACUUCUGGUCCAGAAUGAAACAUCUUGAGUUCCUCUUUCUCCACGAUAAUCCAAUAGCAUCAGUGGACACAGUCAGUCAUCUGGCAAAUUGUCCCAAACUGACUGCCCUGACAAUGUAUGACACACCCCUGAGCUUGAUGAAUAAAUACCGUCACCAUGUUGUCAACACACUCAUCAUUCUGAAGGCCCUUGACCACUACAUUGUUGCUGACCAAGAAAUCAUAGAAGAUUUAAAGGCAACGGAGAGAUUUUCAGCUUUCAGACAGGAACUCAGAAUAAAGCUCUGUUCUUCAUCAAAUCAGAAAAUAUCUACGUCUGUAGCACUGAAGCAAGUGACUGUGACACGAUGUAAUAUAAAUUACAUCAUGGCUCACCAUUCCCCUGUUAUCAUAAUCCAGAAAUGGAUUCGCUCAUAUCUCACAAGACAAGGACUAAACAAAGUACCAAAAACUGGAUUAAUGGUGACUACUUCAUCUGAGACAAAAUCCAUGAAGGAUUUUCAGCUGCACAAGCUUCCCAAAACUUCUAUUGCUGCAAUUAUUCCCAAAGUUUCUAAAUUUCUGACUGAACAAGCUGCGUCUACUUCUCAGGAUUCCCACAUAGCAUUUGCUCCACCACAAACUCCACAGUCACAGGAAUAUCAAGUACAGUCAACAAACCCCAAAUGCAGUACAUCCCAUUUGCAGCCAACACCAUUCCAAUCACUCAGUGAUAUGCUGAAACAGCAAUAUGGCGCUGGUGAUGGAAUGCACCUGCAGAAAACUUCUUCAAGACUUAACUCAGAAGAGGAAAGCAAAACUCUCCAGGAAAAGCACAGACUUAAAAAGUCAAUUCUCUCAACAGAUGCAUUUUCUGAACUUAUACUUAAUCACCAAGACACAGGUGAAGCUGUCAGGGAUGUCCAUUCAAAGAUUCACAUGUCACCAAAAUCCGAAGACGAUAGUGCUGUCAAAGCACGACAAGCAGCAGCUGGAGAAGGAGGUGACCCAGCAGAAAAUGAAGUCAGUCAAAGAGUUGCAGGAUCAGCUCCAUUGGAGCCAGGAUAA
Molecule: messenger RNA, 2820 nt
Organism: Acanthosepion pharaonis
Lineage: Eukaryota; Metazoa; Mollusca; Cephalopoda; Sepiida; Sepiidae
Source: the annotation of a GenBank genome assembly